Molecule: messenger RNA, 4468 nt
Organism: Loxodonta africana (African savanna elephant)
Lineage: Eukaryota; Metazoa; Chordata; Mammalia; Proboscidea; Elephantidae
Gene: RIOK1
Product: RIO kinase 1
Exons: 17
Coding region: 33-1706 (557 amino acids)
Biological process (GO): maturation of SSU-rRNA
Cellular component (GO): cytosol; preribosome, small subunit precursor
Molecular function (GO): ATP binding; protein serine/threonine kinase activity
Source: RefSeq, a predicted model, not a curated record
CCGGUGUUGCUGGGCGCUGCCGCGUUUCCGUCAUGGACUACCGGCGGCUGUUGAUGAGCCGGGUGGUCCCGGGGCAGUUCGACGAUGCGGAGUCCUCUGACAGUGAAAAAGAGGAAGAUGGUGUUCCACUUGAAGACCUUCAAAAUAAGGGUGAAGAUGAGACAGAAGAGGAGGAGGAGGAGGAGGAUUAUGACGACGAUGAUGACUGGGACUGGAACGAUAGAGUUGGGAAACUCACAAAGUGUUAUGCGUCCAAUAGAGGGAAUAACCCACAGGCAAAUCGACAGACUUCUAACUACAGUUCUGCCAAAAUGUCUACUCCAGCAGACAAGGUCUUACGAAAAUUUGAGAAUAAAAUUAAUCUGGAUAAACUAAAUGUUACUGAUUCUGUCAUAAAUAAAGUCACUGAAAAGUCUAGACAAAAGGAAGCAGAUAUGUAUCGCCUCAAAGAUAAGGCAGACAGAGCAACUGUAGAACAGGUGCUGGACCCCAGAACGCGAAUGAUUUUAUUCAAGAUGUUGACUAGAGGCAUCAUAUCAGAGAUAAAUGGCUGUAUCAGCACAGGAAAAGAAGCUAAUGUAUACCAUGCUAGCACAACAAAUGGAGAGAACAGAGCAAUCAAAAUUUAUAAAACUUCUAUUUUGGUGUUCAAAGAUCGGGAUAAGUAUGUUAGUGGGGAAUUCAGGUUUCGUCAUGGCUAUUGUAAAGGAAACCCCAGAAAAAUGGUGAAAACUUGGGCAGAAAAAGAAAUGAGGAACUUAAUCAGGCUAAACACAGCAGAGGUGCCAUGCCCAGAACCUAUAAUGCUAAGAAGUCAUGUUCUUCUCAUGGGUUUCAUUGGAAAAGACGACAUGCCUGCGCCACUCUUGAAAAAUGUCCAGUUAUCAGAAUCCAAGGCUCGGGAGUUGUACCUGCAGGUCAUCCAAUACAUGAGAAGAAUGUACCAGGAUGCCCGGCUGGUCCACGCGGAUCUCAGUGAAUUUAACAUGCUGUACCACAAUGGAGAGGUGUACAUCAUUGAUGUUUCACAGUCCGUGGAGCACGACCACCCACAUGCCUUGGAAUUCUUGAGAAAAGACUGUGCCAAUGUCAAUGAGUUUUUUUUGAAGCACAGUGUUGCUGUGAUGACCGUGCGGGAGCUGUUUGAAUUUGUCACAGAUCCAUCAGUUACACAUGAGAACAUGGACGCUUAUCUCUCAAAGGCCAUGGAAAUAGCAUCUCAAAGGACCAGCGAAGAAAGGUCCAGCCAAGACCACGUGGAUGAAGAAGUGUUUAAGCGAGCAUAUAUUCCUAGAACCUUGAAUGAAGUGAAAAAUUACGAGAGGGAUCUGGAUAUAAUGAUGAAGUUGAAGGAAGAGGACAUGGCCAUGAAUGCCCAACAAGACAAUAUUCUAUACCAAACUGUAACAGGACUGAAGAAAGAUUUGUCAGGAGUUCAGAAGGUCCCUGCACUCCUAGAAAAUCAAGUGAAGGACACGACUUGUUCAGAUUCAGAAGAUGCUAGAAGCUCUGAGUGUUCUGAUGCAGACUCUGAAGAGCAGGGAGACCAUGCCCACUCCAAGACGCAUACCGCUGACCCUGAACUUGAUAAAAAGGAGAGGAAAAAGAUGGUCAAGGAAGCCCAGAGAGAGAAAAGAAAAAACAAAAUCCCUAAACACGUGAAAAAAAGAAAGGAGAAGACAGCCAAGAUGAAGAAAGGCAAAUAAAACCAGAACUGUAUUGUAUACAGCCAUUUCCCAGCAGUUACUCUUCUUACGUGGACCUCUGAGCUGCAUCUGGAAGACUGGUUAUUGAUUUUAACCAAAUUGUCUCUGAAGACUGAUUCAAGCAUUUUUAUGUAAUUAUGUAAAAAGCUUUAAGCUCUUUUGCCUAGGUCCCAUCAGUGGCUCUGUCUGGUAUUGAUGGAGCAUUUAUUUAAGCUACUAUUUUAAUGAAGAACUUUAUACAUUUUUUAUUUUUAUAUGUUUUUUCUCCUACAAAUACGUCUUACGAAGCAUCAUAAACAUUUAAAUGUAGUGAUCAUCCAUAAGGUUUAUAUAAGUGUAAAGGCACUUCGGACAAACUUAGGAAAAUUGGUUUUGUUUUGUUUGUACAUGCCAAAGACCCAUCUGAAAUUCUCUGAUUUUUAAGACUACGGUUUAUAUGACAGGGAGCUUCGCUUAGAGAAGAAUUCCGUUGGCUGUAGAUGGACCCGUUUAUGCAGCUCUGCUCUUGUGUGCAUUGAUGACCAUUUGUAAUACACUUGCCCUUCAUCUUAAUAUGCUUUUUUGAGCUAGGACUUCCCAGCUCAUAAGCUGUUUCUCAUUCCUGUGGUUUUUUAGAACUAUUUGGCAUGUUCAUUGAUGCAUCACGUAUUUGAAUGUUUUAAGUGCCGGGGAUACAACAGUGAAAAAAAAAAUACAAAUCACUACCUUCAGGUGGCUUACAUUUUAGUGAAGAGACACAUAUUUAGACGUAAAUAAACAAUGUGUCAGCAGGUGAUAAAUUCUGUGGAGAGAAAUAAUGCAGAGAAGAGAGAAUGCCUGGGGAGAUGAGGGUUUGCGAAGAGCCACACUGAGGUGCUGUUGGAGCAAAUGCUUGAAGAACGUGAGCUAUGUGCAUUUUAGGAGGAAAGAGCAUUCCAGGCUGAGUAAACAGCAAGUACAAAGGCCCUGAGGCAGCAGUGAGUCUGACAUGUUCUAGAAAUGGGACUUUAGCAACCUAAUCCAGGGAAGAAGUAGGAGAAGAGAUGGGAUAGUGCAGGGCCUUCUGGUCUUUGAGUGAGCUGGGAAGGUGUUGGAGGGUUUGGAGCAGAGGAGUGAUAUGACCUGACUUCUGUCUGGCCUCUGGAGAACUGACUAGGAAGCAAGACUGGAAAACCAGUUAGGUGUUUGUGGUAAUCCAAUUGAGUGACGAUGGUGGCCUGGUCUUGGAUGCCAGCAGUGGCAUUGGAAAGAAGGGGAUGAAUUUAGACACAACCCAAAGGUGGAGAAUGUAGAUAAUGCUAAGGGAAUCUGUGAGGAUUGAGAAGAGAGAAGGGUGACUUCAAGGUUUGUGACCUAAGCAGCUGAAGGAUGGGGUUGCAACUGUCAUGGGAAGAAAUGCAGCUGGGGCAGGUUUGGGGUAGGAAGGUGAGAUAAAAUAUGGCAACUAAGCACAAAUGUUAAAAGUUUUUUUUUCUACCAUAUACUUUAUACUAGAAAUAGUUAUUUUAGCCAUUGCAUUCAGAAAUGAUUUCUAUAAAUAAGUCAUUAGUUUCCACCUAAGCUGAAGUUUGGAUAUGCUUGAGAGUUGGUGGGCAUUGGGAGGAAUCAACUGAGCUUUUAAGAUGAUACGUCAGAUUUCAUUUUGUUUAUAUCCUUCUUCCUCCCCGACUUCAAAAAAGGUAAAGUAAGAAAUGUAAUUUCAAUGAAGAUUAAAGUAGCCCCUUCAAAAUAUUUUGUAACUAACAAAAAGCAAAAAUAGGCUUAGCAAUUAUGUAGAAAUUAGGGAUUUGGUAUUUGUUUUGGUCUUACUGACAUGGGGUGGGUCAAGCUCCUCAGAACUACCUUUUGGUGAAUCUAAUGCAAUUUCUAAGUUUGGAAUCAGUUACACCUGGGCAAAAUGAGCGUCACCUCGACCAGGGACAGUUCAUUUUCUUACACUGCUACAGGCACAGUGGCUUGUAAAGCAUCGAGGUUUGGGGCUGUAGGAUUUUAAUCUGAGAAUGUUCUGAGACUACUUGCUGAUGUGGCUGCUUUCCUAUUUGGAUCACUGUUUGGGGGAAGAAGCCCGUUAGGCAAGUGUGCAGGCUGCUUGCUGACCUUGGUUGCUAAUUAAAUUUGAUCACUUGACAUAUUCGUGUUAAUUGAUUAUUGGCUCCACAGUUAUUUUCCAUUAGGAGAGAGGAAGGUUUUGGUCUCUUGGCCCAAAGCCAGGGACAUAAUUUUGUCAUUUGUAAAUGUAUCUGAUUUUCUAUCGUAUUUUGUUAAUUUUCCGAUCCCUCCAAAUAACAUAGAUGUUUCUAAAAGUUUCUUGAAGUUGACUGUAAGAAAUCUGGAUACUUCAGUUGGAAGCAGAAAAUCACAGCUACUUCCUGUGCUGCUGUAGUUCUUACUCUUCCUUUGAUGAAGCGGUUUAGGGACAGAACUUUUGUCAGCUCAAGGAGAAGCCCAGAAGUUCCUUCCAGCAUUUGAAGAGGCAGGACCUGUGGCAGCUUUUUGCCUAAGUCUGAUCAAAUAUUCAUCCAUGAUUCAUGACUGACAUCAAGUUUUCUUCAGCUUUAUAUGUGACUGACUUUAUGGAGCUGAACUCAAGAUGUUGAAAAACUUUAUAUAAAGUUUGAUACUAAGUUGUUUGAGAAGAUACCUGCUUUUCAUGAGUAUUCUAUUUAAUUCAGUGCAAAUAGAUUGCCGAUUCUUGGCAGUGGGCCUAUCCUGCUUUGUGGCUGCGAUUUCAUUAACCUUUUGGCUUAGAAAAUGAAAAACCAAAAAAAAAAAAAAAAACCAAA